Rotaria sordida is the source of this 528-nucleotide messenger RNA. Lineage: Eukaryota; Metazoa; Rotifera; Eurotatoria; Philodinida; Philodinidae. The record is from the annotation of a GenBank genome assembly.
AUGCCUCCUGAAAUAGACAUAACUUUACCAAUAAAUGGAUAUGAGAAAAUCGACCAAUCAUUAUCUGAUCAUGAUCAGAAUAUAAUACGUAUUAAGAAAUAUCUUCUUAUCCUUCUUUUUAUACAAUUAUUUGUAUGUAUUAUUACUUUUGGUGUUGGCUCUUCUGCAAUAUUAUUUGGAAAUUCUGUUGAUAUUUCAAAUGGAAUUAGAUUAUUGAUACUAGGGAUUGUUUUAACUCUCUAUUAUAUAUUUGGUCUUGUAGUUACAUAUAAACAACAUCGAAUUGGAUUACUUAUAUUUGCAUCAAUUGGAGUGAUUCUUUGUAUAGCAAUAUGCAUCUUUUUUGGUUAUAUUAUCUUAGUUAUUAGGGCAUUAACUGUUGCUUUUAAUGCUACUAGUCAAGCGUAUCCAAUCAUUGUACUUUUUGGAAUUUUCUUUGUAGUGAUGGCAUCUGCUAUGAUUAUGUCUGUGAAAUUCUCUUUCAAUUUGGCAAAAUUGAUCAAAACGAAUCAGUAUUCGACUGCCUAA